AUGGUGUUUGACAUGAAAGAUCUUGGUCCUUUAACAUACUUUUUGGGAUUGGAAGUUACUAGAGUCAAACAAGGAAUUUUUCUAAGUCAAGCUAAAUAUGCUAAUGAUCUUCUUGUAAAGGCAGGAAUUGAUACAGUUCGACCUUGCAGUUCCCCUUGUCUUCCUCAUUAUCAAAUGACAAAAGAUCAAGGUGUGCCUCUCAAAGAUCCAACUAUGUACAGAAGCAUUGUAGGAGCCUUACAAUAUCUCACCUUUACACGACUAGAUAUUGCUUAUGCAGUGAACACUAUUUGUCAGUUUUUGACAACUGCUACAGACAUUCACUUUGGUGUAGUCAAGAGGAUACUAAGAUAUCUACAUGGCACUGCUCAUAAAGGUUUGUUUUACAACUCAGCUAAUGCACUUAACAAUGUAGUUUGUGUCAAGGCAUUUUGUGAUGCCUAUUGGGCAGGAGAAGUUAUUCAAAGACGUUCAACCACUGGAUUUGUAGUAUAUCUUGGUAUGUGUCCAGUUUCAUGGCAGUCAAAGAAACAAGGUAUUGUGUCUCGAAGUUCAACUGAAUCUGAGUAUAGAAGCUUAGCUAAUAUUGCAGCUGAAAUAAGUUGGAUUAGACAUUUACUUUGUGAUUUGAAGGUUCCAAUUCCUAGAGCCCCCUUACUUAAGUGUGAUAACCUGUCUGCAUUGGCUCUAGCUUCAAAUCCAGUGUUUCAUUCUAAGAUUAAACACUUGGAUAAUGAUUUUCAUUUUGUUCGGGAGCGUGUUCAACGCUAUGAUUUGUACCUUGAAUAUGUAUCUACUACAGAACAUACUGCUAUCUACUACAGAACAUACUGCAGACAUUUUAACAAAAGGGUUACCUUCACCAAUCUUUCGCACUCAUUGUAUCAAUCUCAAACUAGCCACCCUAGCUGA
Messenger RNA from Rosa chinensis, 912 nucleotides. RefSeq lists its product as uncharacterized. The transcript has a single exon. The record is from RefSeq and is a predicted model, not a curated record. The coding region runs from base 1 to 912 and encodes 303 amino acids. Lineage: Eukaryota; Viridiplantae; Streptophyta; Magnoliopsida; Rosales; Rosaceae.